Molecule: messenger RNA, 1571 nt
Organism: Drosophila biarmipes
Lineage: Eukaryota; Metazoa; Arthropoda; Insecta; Diptera; Drosophilidae
Exons: 4
Coding region: 35-1507 (490 amino acids)
Biological process (GO): defense response to bacterium
Cellular component (GO): extracellular region
Source: RefSeq, a predicted model, not a curated record
ACAUCAGUCAGCUCCAGCAAUCCAAUCCAGAAACAUGCAGAACUCGAGCAUCCUAAUCGUCGCCCUCGUGGCGCUCUCCGCUUUAACAGAGGCCGUUCCUUACGGAAAUGAACGUCGUCAGCCCACUUCAGGCCCCAUCCGUUUUCGCCGCCAGGUGCUUGGAGGUUCCCUGGCCUCCAACCCCGCUGGUGGAGCUGAUGCUCGUCUGGAUCUCUCCAAGGGCAUUGGUAAUACCAACCACAAUGUGGUGGGUCAGGUUUUCGCUGCUGGAAACACACAAAGCGGCCCGGUUACCACUGGAGGCACUUUGGCCUACAACAACCAUGGUCAUGGUGCCUCUUUGACCAAAACCCACACUCCCGGGGUAAAAGACGUUUUCCAGCAGGAGGCACACGCUAAUAUCUUCAACAAUGGCAGGCAUAAUCUGGACGCCAAGGUGUUCGCCUCCCAAAACAAACUGGCCAAUGGCUUCGAGUUCCAGCGCAAUGGAGCCGGUCUGGAUUACUCCCACGUCAAUGGACACGGUGCUUCCUUGACCCACAGCAAUUUCCCAGGCAUCGGCCAGCAACUGGGCCUGGAGGGACGGGGCAACCUCUGGUCAUCGGCGGAUAGGGCAACCCGCUUGGAUCUGACGGGAUCGGCCAGCAAGUGGACAAGCGGACCAUUCGCAAGCCAGAAGACUGACUUUGGAGCUGGUCUGGGUCUCUCCCACCAUUUUGGAUUCACCAGAGCAAACCUUUCCCCAUUAGAGAGGUAUAAAAGCGAAUCGAUAGCCACCUUCGGACAUCAGUCAGAUCCAGCUAUCCAAUCCAGCAACAUGCAAAAGUCAAGCAUCUUAAUCGUUGCCCUCGUGGCCCUCUCCGCUUUAACAGAGGCAGUUCCUUACGGAAAUGAACGUCGCCAGCCCACCUCAGGCCCCAUCCGUUUCCGCCGCCAGGUGCUUGGAGGUUCUUUGGCCUCCAACCCCGCUGGUGGCUCUGAUGCUCGCUUGGAUCUCUCCAAGGGUAUUGGAAAUCCCAACCACAAUGUGGUGGGUCAGGUUUUCGCUGCUGGAAACACACAAAGCGGUCCGGUUACCACUGGAGGCACUUUGGCCUACAACAACCAUGGUCAUGGUGCCUCUUUGACCAAAACCCACACUCCCGGGGUAAAAGACGUUUUCCAGCAGGAGGCACACGCUAAUAUCUUCAACAAUGGCAGGCAUAAUCUGGACGCCAAGGUGUUCGCCUCCCAAAACAAACUGGCCAAUGGCUUCGAGUUCCAGCGCAAUGGAGCCGGUCUGGAUUACUCCCACGUCAAUGGACACGGUGCUUCCUUGACCCACAGCAAUUUCCCAGGCAUCGGCCAGCAACUGGGCCUGGACGGACGUGCUAACCUCUGGUCCUCACCCAAUCGUGCCACUACUUUCGAUCUGACGGGAUCGGCCAGCAAAUGGACAAGUGGGCCGUUUGCCAACCAGAAGCCCAACUUUGGAGCAGGUCUGGGUCUGACUCAUCACUUCGGUUGAAGAAUAGUCACUUAUAUCCAUAUUUAUCUAACUUAAAUUUAAUAAAAUAAUUAUUUCAAAUGAA